Messenger RNA from Ictalurus furcatus (blue catfish), 3352 nucleotides. It is a transcript of the gene lhpp, whose product is annotated as phospholysine phosphohistidine inorganic pyrophosphate phosphatase. Gene Ontology annotation, molecular function: phosphatase activity; inorganic diphosphate phosphatase activity. Gene Ontology annotation, biological process: dephosphorylation. The transcript is spliced from 7 exons. The coding region runs from base 585 to 1430 and encodes 281 amino acids. The record is from RefSeq and is a predicted model, not a curated record. Gene Ontology annotation, cellular component: cytosol. NCBI's taxonomy places the organism in Eukaryota, Metazoa, Chordata, Actinopteri, Siluriformes, Ictaluridae.
AACAGUUAUAUAUACAGUUGUGCCUAAAAGUUUGUAUACCCCUUGCAGAAUCUGCUAAAUCUGAAUACUGUUAAUAAAAUAAGAGGGAUCAUAAAAAUCCCAUGUUGUUUUUUAUUUAAUCCUGUCCUGAAUAAGCUAUUUCACAUAACAGAUGUCUUUUUUUUGUGUGUGUGUUUUUAUUUAUUUAUUUAUUUAUUUAUUUAUUUAUUUUUUAAAUUUGUCUUUAAACAUUAAACAUUAGUAAGCAUUUCUUAAGCAUUAGCUAACCAGUAAGCCAAAUUCUAGGUUUGUCUGAGUUAGCACAAAAUGAAAUUGAUAGAUAGGUUGACUGAUUUAUUAAUUAAUUGAUUGAUUGAUUAACUGACUGACUGAGAAGAAAAUGAGUCAUUGGAAUGUUAAUUUGUAAUAAUUAAAAUGAUUUCCUUUCACUCCCUAACACUUGAGUAUGUCUAUUUGUUUACUUUUGGCUUCAUACUUUUUAACUGAGAAAGAUUUUUGACUUUUACUGACCUACACCCUAACUGUAGUCUCUGAGAGGCUAACGCUAAAUAAAACGCAGUUUUCCAGAAUGCUCGAUCCGGCGCAUGCGCAGAAGCGCCUCCCGAGCCGCCAUCAUGGCCGACCAGUGGCCGGAGUGUGUGAACCGUGUGAAGGGAGUGAUUUUAGACAUGUGUGGUGUUUUAUACGACAGCGGAGAGGGAGGAGGAGUGCCGAUUGAAGGCUCGGUGGAGGCCGUCAGAAGGUUAAAAUCCUCGGACCUGCAGCUACGUUUCUGCACGAAUGAGACGCAGGCCACGCGGGAGAAGUUCGUAGCCAAGCUGCAGCGUAUGGGCUUCGACAUCGACGUCAGAGAGGUGUUCUCCCCCGCUCCGGCUGUCGUGUCCGUCCUGAAGGAGCGCUGCCUCCGACCCCACCUGCUGGUGCAUGAUGAUCUGCUACCAGAGUUCGACGGAGUGGAUAAAUCCGAUCCGAACUGUGUGGUGAUCGGCGACGCUGCUGAUAAUUUCUCUUACCAGAACAUGAACGCUGCAUUUCACGUCCUCAUCUCACUGGAUAAACCGCUGCUGUUCUCCAUGGGCAGAGGACGUUAUUAUAAGGAGACAGACGGCCUGAAGCUGGAUGUUGGAGUGUAUAUGAAAGCUCUGGAGUAUGCGUGUGAUUUGGAAGCAGAGGUGGUGGGCAAACCUGCACCCAUGUUCUUCCAGAGUGUUCUCAAUGACAUGGGCAUCCAACCGCACGAAGCGCUGAUGAUCGGUGAUGAUCUGGUGAAUGAUGUUGGAGGAGCUCAGCGGUGUGGUAUGAAGGGUCUUCAGGUCCGGACGGGUAAAUACAGGCUGAGUGAUGAGACACACCCUACGGUUACUGCUGAUGGAUACGUGGACAAUCUGGCCUGCGCUGUGGACGCCAUACUGGAACACCGCCGCGUUUAGAGACGUCUCUGAUCUCUGACCUGCUGAGAGGAACUUUAACCUGCUGACUAACAACAAUUACACUAAUUAUCACUGAUUAAUUACUCAUUAUCACUAAAUAAUUACUAAUUAUCUGUGUAAAACUACCGUCUAAAGGGAUAUUACACUGGUUUCUUCCAAGUCUUCAUAGAGCAUAAUAUGAAAUAUAUGAUGUAUUUUUGCUAAAUCAUCUUUGUGUCAUCGUGGUAAUGUUAGCUAACGUUAGCUAGGUUUUCCUGUACCCGUGAUUGUAACUUGCUCUGCUGCUGGUUUCAUUAAAUAGCUAAAUAUCCUGAUUAUUUGUUCAAACCAGUGUGCUAAUCUGGCUAGCUAGCGUUAGUGAUAAAGACAUGGUGGUUGUUAUGGUAACGAUACUGAAAUCCAGUUCGUGUCAAAUCUCACUGUGACAUAUCUGUGCUAGUUUACUAGCAUUUGACUAGCCAGCUUUGCUAACCUUAUAACCAUACUACGCUACCUUGAAUGGCAGGAAGACGGUCACGGGGGUGUUUUGCAUAGAUUUGCAUAUUUUUGCAUAUUCAGUUUCUGUCCUUGUAGAGAUGGGUUUAAGCUAUUUUUAGUCAUUUCUUGAGCAGUGAAAACAUUUUAAACAAAUGUUCCCACAGACUGGCUCAGUGUGUGUGUGUGUGUGUGUGUGUGUGUGUGUGUGUUUCAGUGGGAAUGUAAUGCAGCAGGGACUUUAUCACUAAACACUAUAAAGAAUGUAUGUUAAAUGGACUGUACCAUGUUGACAUUUUGCUUCUCUGUGUUCAGAUUAGAUGUGAGAGGGAAAGAGAGAGCGAGACAGAGAGAGGGGGAGAGAGAGAGAGAGAGAGAGAGAGUAAACAUAUAGUUCACCACAGUGUUAUGAUUCUGCCUGGGGAGGUUUCCACAACAUCAUACUGUACUGUAGUGCGUGUUAACAGCUUGUUGAGUAAGAAAACAUACACAAUAGACGUUUUUUUAACCUGGACGCAGAUUUUAGGUCCUGCUAAACCCCAGACAUGAACGCGUGUACGGAAAACUCCUGUCUCAGAGAAUUUGUAAUACCGUCAGUCUCACGCAUGUUGUAUUUGAUGUUUGUGGAAAAAUCGUGGAUCUCUCUAGGCCUCGUAUUGAACACACAAAAAAGAGUCAAAUAAUACACAGUACUACAAUAGAUGGCAUGAUGGCGUGGAACCGCAGCAGCUGACUUCGCAUAUCGAAACAUAUUCGACCUUUUCUUAUAAGGUCCUCACUUUCUGCUGGCUCUUGGGAGACUUUCAGAAGCGCUACGCUUUGGACCGGUGAUUACAGUCGAGGUUUUAUUGCACUCUAAAGAUAUAAAGAGAUGGAAGAUAAAACAGGCACAUGAGGCAUGAGGCGUGAGGCGGGCUCGUACCGAGACGGAGCGUGGCGUCCUCAAACGGAGUGCAUAGUCCGCGGAUCUUUAGUGCACCGAAAGUUUUUACAAAAUGUAUCUCUUUGUAGUAAAUUUGUGUAGAUAUUUAUGGUAGUAAAUGAUUAAAAAGAUUAAUAAUACGUAUAUUUUAUGCAUUCAUGACUUACUAAGCUUAGCAAGACUCCAAAAAAUGUCAUCAUUGAUGGCAAUUAUUGAUGUUCUCUCUCCUGAAUUCGAGAAACCGCAACGAAGCGUAAACUCCUCUGUCCUGAAGCUGCGGGGAAACUUAACGUUACAGCUUCACCUCUGACACUGGAGACUCCUUCCCCAAGUGUAACAGGAAACGCCACCGCAUCGACAAUUUCUCAAAUCUCUUUAGGUGCUCAUUAGUCCCUGUGAACGAGCUGUUACCAUAGAAACGGUUUGCAGCUGCGCUACUGUCAGAGCUGCUGUCAUAGAAAAUUCACCAACACCUGCUGACCAAUCAGAAUCCAGAACUCAGCAGUGCAACUGAGAGUCUGUAUGA